This is a messenger RNA of Centruroides sculpturatus (bark scorpion), 5316 nucleotides long. RefSeq lists its product as uncharacterized. Gene Ontology annotation, cellular component: membrane. The transcript has 15 exons. Gene Ontology annotation, molecular function: transmembrane transporter activity. Gene Ontology annotation, biological process: transmembrane transport. NCBI's taxonomy places the organism in Eukaryota, Metazoa, Arthropoda, Arachnida, Scorpiones, Buthidae. The record is from RefSeq and is a predicted model, not a curated record.
AUUUAAAAAAUAUUUAAUCGUUGCAGCGCGUUCUCGAUAAUACAAUUAAACUGGAUAAAAUGGUUUCUACGAGAUUAAUUGGCAUAUCGAUUACGUAUACCAGCGUUAUCGGCAUGUUCAUUGAUUGAGAGUACAAAUUGGUUGGUAUUUGCUGCAAUUUUAUACGACGUACGGAUGAUAACUUGCCUGUCAAAUCAUUAAUUAUCGCCAGUGGCCAGUGCACGUUCGGUAGGCCUACUGGCUUACGGAAACGAAACUUGUAUUCACGUCGCCUUUCCAUUGUCGAUACUCCAAAAACCAACUUGGGGAUGAUGUUGGAAGUAAUGAAAUGAGCAAUCCGCUUCGUCAUUCCUGUCCUAAUUAAUUAGGAAGGGGGAAUAUUUGGGAUCGCUCUCCGGAUUCGAUAGUAGUAGGCCUAUUUGAGUUUUUUUCUUGAGUAAAAAUGAAAUUCGAGAACAAUGUUUUCAAAUUAUUCUACGUUAUAAUUAUGAAAUUCUGGUGACUGGAAUGAAUUUUAAGCCUGCUGUAUUGGGAUUUAUAUUUAAAACUACACAGAAAUUGAAAUUUCUUCUUCCUUUGUCGACACGCACCGAGGUACAGACAUUAAACACUUAGAAUAUACCGUGUCAAGAAUCCUGUUCUCUCGUCAAUAAUUAAGACGAAAAUGCUCAAAUAAUUACUAGAACAGUAGAAACUUUUCCUACUGGUUACUGUAUUGCUCGGUGUUCUCGAAUGGAAACAUUGGAAGGUGGGCGUUAGUAGUGUGUAAUAUGUAAUUUAGGAAGAAUUGGCAAUUGUGGCGCGAGAAAAGGAAACGAAAAUUGAUCUGAGAAAGUAUCUAUUUUAAUUGGCACUCGUUAAAUAUGCAUUUGUGGGAUGAGAAUGCCAGUUAACCUAGGCCCAAUUAAUGGAAAUUUAAUUACUCGCAAUAAAAUAGUAACUUGAAAUUAAAAGGAUGUAACGUUUGGAAGCCUUCGUCGGCCUGGCGCCAGAUUUCGUUAACGAUAAAAUAACUGCCAUUUACACCAAGUCCCUCGUUUGCUCGUAGAACUUUCGGUUUCUUUUAAUUAAGUUCUCGUCAAAGAAAUUUAAUAUUUUGACACGCCUACCGACAAAGUACUAUGCAACUUACUCGGUCAAUUAUACAUGCCAACAGUUAUUAAUUUAGAGUUAUUGAAAACAGUUAACGCCGGGCACAACCAAAUUGAUGUGGCCAGACAUCCGAACCAUCGAGAGAGCGCGUUACGGGGCCCCGAAAUCGAGAUUUAUCGUUUGCGUAUCACGAUGCAAAUGGACAAAUUUAGGAUUAACUGGUGUUUUGCAAAAUUAACUUCCCAGGUAUGCAAAUAAGCCGUAGACACGUAAUUUUUCACUCGCGCUAAUCAACAUAGGAGGCUUGCUUAAACCAAAAUGUACGGUACAUCGGAACAUUUUGUACAGGUGCAGCAAAUAAAUGGACAAAUCAGGAGGAGCAAAACGAUGGUGUCGUUUCUAUUGUCUGAAACUGGUUUCCCGGUCAGACGUCACAAAAGGAAGUGUUAGUUAGCUGACAUUCGACCGAUAGCUCUCGUACAAUACACUAUACGGAUGUUAUGGAUUUUGAUGACGUGUUGCCCCACAUCGGCGAUUAUGGAUUCUAUCAGAAACUAAUGUUUUGCAUUCUGGCCGUACCGGCCAACAUACCCGCUGCCUUUUCUGUCUUCAAUAUCGUGUUCAUAUCGGCCGUACCCGAUCACUGGUGCCGAGUGCCGGAACUCGAAGAGCAAAACUUAAGUUUGCAGUUUAUCAAAAACGUCAGCAUUCCACUAGAGCUGAAGGACGGAAAAUGGAAACACAGUAAAUGUAAGAUGUACGACAUCAACUAUACGCAAUUAAUCGAAGAUAUUGUUAACGGAUACACCCCGAUUAAGGAAGAUUGGGCAGAAACCGAUUGUAAAUAUGGAUGGAACUACGAUAGAUCUUUGUACCAUCGUACCUUACCUACAGAGAUGGACAUAGUAUGCGAUUACCGAUGGAUGACGUCGUUCGCCAAUUCCAUGUUUUACGUGGGAAGUUUGGGAGGAAGUCUAACUUUCGGUUACCUCGGUGACAAAUACGGAAGACGACCGGCCUUCUUUGCCAUGUUAAUCAUUCAUUUAAUAUUCGGAAUUCUAGCGUGUUUUCCCCUCAAUUACACUUUCUACAUAGUCUACAGAUUCAUGAUUGGCACCUGCUACCCUUCUUUGUUUCAACUUCCCUUCAUCAUGGGUAAGCAUUAAUGGAAAUUGAAAGUUCUCCUUCUGUUCCGGUAAUACAGUCUUCCUUGUUUAUCAGUUUUAGAACUGAUCAGCCCCGGCAAAAGAGCUCAAAGCGGGAUGGUACUGUGCAUUAUUUUCUCUCUAGCGAUGGUUUUGUUAGCUGGUCUAGCAUACUCUGUCAAAGAUUGGUUUUAUUUAUCCGUCAUCUGCUCGUUCCCUUUCGUUUCGUUGCUUUCGUACUGGUGGUUUCUGCCCGAAUCUCCGAGAUGGCUGCUGAGUUGCAACAGAAUCAAAGAAGCCGAAGUAAUCGUUCAGAAGAUAUCAAAGGCCAACAAGAAAAAUAUUGCACCGAAUUUUCUGAAAUCCUUUAUGGAGAAGAAAGGGGUGUUGGUAGAAGACAAGACACCCGAUCCUUCCAUAUUCGAUCUAUUAAGGUACCCAAAUAUUCGCAAGAAAUUUUUAAUCGUCAGUUUCGGGUGGAUCGUCAAUUCCAUCGUGUACACGGGCCUGUCUUUGGGAGCCACUCUCCUAGGAGUCAACGAUUAUUUGGGCUUUGCAAUUUCGGGAUUAGUAGAGAUACCUGGACUUCUGAUAUCUUGGUUCGCAAUGGAGCGAUUAGGAAGAUGUUGGGUCAUUUGCUUAACCAUGGUUAUUGGUGGUUUAGCGUGCAUGGGUACAGCUUUCGUACCAACAGAUUUUAUCUGGGUAACAGUUACCCUGUCUAACAUCGGGAAAUUCUGCAUCACCGGUUCGUUCGCGGUCAUCUACGUCUACGGAUGCGAGCUCUUUCCUACUGUUUUAAGAAGCAUAGCGCUAGCCACUGCCUGUUUUAUCUCCAGCAUCGGUCUGAUUCUGGCUCCUCAUCUGCUGACUCUGUCGGAGUCGUACGGUCGUGCCAUUCCCGUCAUCGUAAUGGGUGCCAUAUCCGCAGCCGGAGGCCUUUCCAUCUUGUUUUUACCCGAAACUUUAAAUUCGCACUUGCCACAGACCAUCGAGGAAGGCGAGAAUUUCGGUAAAGAUGCCAAAUUUCUGAGUUGUCCCUGGACUAAAAGUAUGGAGUUCGACGAGGUGCUGCCCCACAUCGGCUCUUACGGCAAGUACCAAAUAUUACUGUUGGGUCUGUUGGCUCCCGUGGCCAACAUACCUUGCUGCUUUACUUAUCUCAGCGUGGCCUUCGUUUCCGCCACCCCCGAUCACUGGUGUCGAAUACCGGAACUGGAGGGACACUUUCCCGAAGACGUAAUCAAGAACAUCAGCAUACCGCUGGAGACCAGAGAUGGCGUCGAAAUGUACAGUCAGUGUGCCAUGUACGACUACAAUUACACUCGAAUCCUGCUGGAGGGUGUUCCCCCCGACGUCGACGUCCCUCGGGUACCUUGCAAGAACGGCUGGAAUUACGACAGAUCCGUCUACGAGAGUACCUUGGUUACCGAUAUGGACGUGGUAUGCGAAGACAGAUGGCUUCAAUCGCUAGCGGAAUCCAGUUACUUCUUUGGGACCAUCGUGGGUAGCAUCAUUUUCGGCAAUUUAGGCAACAUUUAUGGCAGGAAACCGACCUUCUACGUGCUGCUCUUCCUGAACAUCGUGGCCGGCAUUCUGUCGGCAUUUCCGCCUAAUUACACGGCAUAUAUUGUUUAUAGGGCAUUUAUAGGCACUACUAGCAUUGUCAUUUUCCAAAUUCCUUUCAUUUUGGCCAUGGAGAUGAUGAGUCCACAAAAGAGAUCCGUAUCGGGGAUGUUCAUAUGCACCAUGUUUCCAUUGUCCAUAUCUUUCAUGUGUUUGUUGGCAUACCUUUCACGCAAUUGGUUUAUAUUGUCUUUACUAACUUCCUUCCCUCUGAUACUCUUCUUCAUCAUUUGGUAUUUCGUUCCAGAAUCGCCAAGAUGGCUCAUGACACAGAAUCGAAUCGACGAAGCCGAAGUCAUCGUCCAGAAAAUGGCAAAAAUCAACAAGAAGAAGAUCGAACCCAACUUCUUGAGGGCCCUCAUGGUAAAGCCCACAGAUUCCUCCCUUAAACCAUAAAACACUAUAAAAUUUUAAGAUAAAUUAUGCCAUCGUAUUUAGACGUCAAAGGGUAUCAAUCAUCAAGAGGAUAAGAAACCGGAUAAGAAGUUAAUCAUCUUGCAAAUGAUCAAGUAUCCCAAUAUAAGAAAGAAGUUCCUCAUCAUCUCCUACGGGUGGUUGGUGAAUGCCAUCGUUUACGUGGGUCUUCUCUUAGGAGCCACCAUGUUCAGCAUUAACGAUUAUCUGUCCGUCACCAUUUCCGGUUUGGUAGAGCUUCCGGGUGUCCUGAUAUCGUGGUGGGCCAUGGACAGAUACGGUAGACGAACCGUUAUCUUGACAGAUAUGGUAGUAGGGGGGCUAGCUUGCGUCUGUGCCGGUUUCGUUCCCGGAGAUUACACUUGGACCAUUGUCAUUUUGGCCAACAUCGGGAAAUUGGGCAUAACCGGUUCCUAUUCCACCAUUUAUUGUUUCGGAAGCGAGUUGUUUCCUACCGUUCUUCGCACUUUAGCCCUGGCUACCGCCUCUUUAGUGGGCAGUAUAGGAGCGAUAACAGCACCAUACAUACUCUACCUGGGGGCGUUAUACGGAAGAGCUUUACCUGUUAUCAUCUUAGGAGUGUUGUCUGUGUCCGGCGGUAUCAGUACUCUGUUCCUGCCAGAAACUCUCAACGAAAAUUUACCAGAAACCUUGGAAGAAGGCGAACAAUUUGGCAAAGAUGCCAAAGUUUGCCAAUUUCCGUGCACAAACCGCCAGAAGAAGGAACCGGUGAAAAUGUCCAGAUUUAGCAUGCAUAGAGAUUCGAAAACAAUUAGCCUCUACGACUACGGAGUGUAACCGUCCACCGUUACGUAAUUUAUAGAAAAUUUAACAAAACUCUAGUGGUGAAUAUUUUCGCGGUUUCCGGUGAGUCCAUUCAAACGCAUCUUUUUCCACUUAAUUCUAACUGGUUUAUUGUACAAAAAAGCAUUCGCCGCCGUUUUCUGUCGUCGAAAUUAUCUGCUAGCGAGGAUUUUACGUGUAUUACGGCGUAUCUUUAAUGAUUUUUUGACACAAAUCGUGUUCGAACGACAAAAAA